AUGUCGCAGCACGAAGAAAUCUCCCCGUCAAAGGCUCAGCAAGAGGAGCGUGUCGAGUCGAUUCACGCUGAGGAGGCAGGAAGGGUAUCGGAAGCAAAGCAUAUAGACCGUGGUCCUAAGCAAGACCAGGCUGUUCAGCUGAUCGAAGAUGCCGGCUACUCAACCACAUUGACGCCAGAGAACAACAAGAGGGUGCUACGCGCAAUUGACUUGCGGCUCUUACCCAUUCUGCUCUCGAUUUACUUCCUACAACAGCUCGACAAGUCCACUCUAGCCUAUGCCUCUGUCUUCGGUCUUGUUGAAACGGCUCAUCUUCAUGGCGACAUGUACUCCUGGCUGGGUUCUGUCGUCUACCUAGCUCAGCUGGUCGUUCAGCCCCUGGUUUCGUACCUGCUGGUCAAAGUACCCAUGGGCAAGUUCAUGGCAGUGUCGGUCCUGCUAUGGGGCAUCUCUUUGUCUUGCAUGACAGCGGCAAACAGCUUUGCGGGCUUGCUAGUGUGUCGCCUGUUCCUUGGACUCUGUGAAGCAGGCAUUGCCCCGGCCUUCAUUGCAGUCACACAAAUGUGGUACCGUCGACUGGAGCAGCCUGUCCGACUGGGCUCCUGGUACGCGAUGAAUGGAGUGGUCAACAUGGUGGGGAGUCUCAUAACGUACGGACUUGGCCACAUUCAUUCAUCAGUUUUCGAGCCAUAUCAGAUCAUCUUCUUGUUCUUUGGCCUGAUCACAAUCGGUGUCGCAGUCGCUGUGCUGCUUUUCAUGCCCGAUUCUCCCACAACUGCCAAAUUCUUGAACGAAGAAGACAAAUUAGUCGCAAUCGAAAGGUUGCGAAUGAACCAGCAGGGUAUCGAAAGCCACGAGUGGAAAUGGGACCAUGUGAAGGAGUCUUGCUUGGAUCUCAAAUCAUGGCUGUGGUUCGCUCUGCUACUGGCCAUCUCCAUUCCCAGUGGAGGCAUCUCGACCUUUGGGCCUUUGAUCGUCAAGUCAUUCGGAUUCAACCCUCUCAAUACCAUCUUGCUGAAUGUUCCGUUCGGUGCCGUUCAGCUAAUUGCCACUAUGGGAGGCGCUUGGCUGGCUACUCACUGGAAAAGGAAGGGACCAGUGCUUGCGCUACUGUGUCUUCCUCCAAUUGCGGGAUGUGUCAUGCUACUGCAAAUUGCCCACGAUGCGGCUCACCGAGGACCACUACUCGUGGGAUACUACCUUGUCUCGGUGUAUCCUGGUAUUACACCGCUGAUAUAUUCUUGGUCUGCUGCAAAUACUGGCGGUGAGACGAAGAAGAAAGUAACAACUGGUAUAUUGAUUGUUGGGCAAUGCGUUGGUAAUGUUAUUGGACCCACUUUAUACACAACCGAAGAGGCACCUCUCUAUCGUCGUGGCCUCAUUUCAAGUCUCGCGCUCUUCAUUGCGCUGUUCUGCCUCAUCUGGCUGAACAUGGGAUACUUAUUAAUCUUGAACAGAAAGCAUGAGCAUCGACGCGUAGCUGCCGGUAAGGAUGCCAAAGUCGUGGAUCACUCAAUGAACAAAGUCACAACUGCCAACCCGGAUAAGGCAGACGUUCCAGUGGAACAUGUAACGCAGGACAAUGCGUUCAUGGACCUCACUGACUGGAAGAACGAGGAUUUUGUCUACGUAUAUUAG
Messenger RNA from Penicillium diatomitis, 1638 nucleotides. RefSeq lists its product as uncharacterized. Gene Ontology annotation, cellular component: membrane. The transcript is spliced from 12 exons. The coding region runs from base 1 to 1638 and encodes 545 amino acids. Gene Ontology annotation, biological process: transmembrane transport. The record is from RefSeq and is a predicted model, not a curated record. Lineage: Eukaryota; Fungi; Ascomycota; Eurotiomycetes; Eurotiales; Aspergillaceae. Gene Ontology annotation, molecular function: transmembrane transporter activity.